This is a messenger RNA of Micromonas commoda, 939 nucleotides long. RefSeq names its product histone deacetylase, SIR2 family. The transcript has a single exon. The record is from RefSeq and is a predicted model, not a curated record. The coding region runs from base 1 to 939 and encodes 312 amino acids. Gene Ontology annotation, molecular function: NAD+ binding. NCBI's taxonomy places the organism in Eukaryota, Viridiplantae, Chlorophyta, Mamiellophyceae, Mamiellales, Mamiellaceae.
AUGGCGGGCACGUCCCUGGGCUACGCCGAGAGACUGAGCUGGAGGGACGAUGUAGGGGGUACUCUCGGCGACCCCGAACUCUCCGAACCCGACGCAGAUGAUCUGGAGCGAAAGAUCGACCGCCUCGCUGAGCUCUUCCGCGACGCGAAGGAAGGGGUGGUGGUGCACACGGGAGCCGGGAUCUCAACUUCAGCAGGGAUACCCGACUUCCGCGGACCCAAGGGGGUGUGGACCCUGCAGAAGAAGGGCGAGCCCAUCCCGCCCGCGAAGUGCAGUUUCGACCGCGCCAGACCAACCCCUACGCACAUGGCGCUGGUCGAGCUGCAGCGAGCGGGGUUCGUGAGGUAUCUCGUGUCCUGCAACGUAGAUUGCCUUCACAUAAGGUCGGGCUUUCCUAGGGACCGCCUGGCCGAGUUGCACGGGAAUUGUUUCGCUGAGAGGUGCGACGCGUGCGGGAGCGAGUACAUUCGUGACUUUGAGAUGCCUUCGGUGGGCUUCAAACCCACGGGGAGGCGGUGCGUGGCGGUGAAGGGAAAGCGUCGAUGUUCUGGUCAGCUCAGGGACCAGGUUCUCGAUUGGGACGACGCGUUACCUCCGAAGGAACUCAGGGCCGCGGAGCGUCACUCGCGCGAGGCGUCGCUGUCCCUCGUGCUCGGGUCAUCUCUCCAGAUCAUUCCUAGCUGCAACCUGCCCCUCAAGACGGUCCGGGGCGGGAAAGGUAAGCUCGCCAUCGUCAACCUGCAGAAGACGGGCAAGGACAAAAAAGCCGACGUCGUGAUCCACGAAAAGACGGACAUCGUCAUGGCGGGUUUGAUGCGGCGGCUGGGUUUGGCGAUACCCGAGUACGUGCACUCGGACACGAAGAGACAGUGGGACAAGACCUUCCGCCCCUUGAAGGUUGACGAAGAGGAUAGUGCGAAGCGAGCGCGCGUGAAGUAG